Molecule: messenger RNA, 693 nt
Organism: Manis pentadactyla (Chinese pangolin)
Lineage: Eukaryota; Metazoa; Chordata; Mammalia; Pholidota; Manidae
Product: speedy protein E4-like
Exons: 6
Coding region: 1-693 (230 amino acids)
Biological process (GO): positive regulation of cyclin-dependent protein serine/threonine kinase activity
Molecular function (GO): protein kinase binding
Source: RefSeq, a predicted model, not a curated record
AUGGCCAGUGUUCCAUCGAGUUCCCAGGCUGUGAGCCAGAGGCCCCAGCCUGGCCCUUCCGGGCACCAGCCAGACAUGAUGCUGGACGCACAGAGACCAGGACCACCAGCCCAGGCACACAGCAGCCCUCUGCCAGAGGGCUCCGGCCGGCGCAGGCAGCGGGAGACGUCAGCCGCUCUCCAGGAGUCGGAGGAGGCAGCCACAGGCGAGGAGGACGCCUGGGUCCUGGAGAUGCUGUGCGGCCUCAAGAUGAGGCUGAAGCGACGGCGGGUGUCCCCGGUGCUGCCCGAGCACCACGAGGCCUUCAAAAGGUUGCUUGGGGACCCUGUUGUGAAAAGAUUCCUGGCCUGGGACAAAAAUCUGAGGGUAUCUGACAAGUAUCUCCUGGCCAUGGUCAUAGCAUAUUUCAGCCGGGCUGGCCUCCCCUCCGGGCAGUACCAGCGAAUUCACUUCUUCAUAGCUCUCUACCUGGCCAACGACAUGGAGGAGGACAAAGGCCACAAACUGGCCAUCCUUUGGCUCCUCUAUGGGAACGACCGUUCCAAGAGUCGUCUGUUCCACCAACAGCGAGUCCAAUUCGCCCAAUCCAUGGGCUGGAAGGCCUGGGUCUCCCGGGAAGAGUGUGAGGAGAUCCAAGCGUUUGACCCAGAGCUCCCGGUGUGGAAGCGAGACCGCAGCCUGCUCGCUGUGUGA